Molecule: messenger RNA, 921 nt
Organism: Protopolystoma xenopodis
Lineage: Eukaryota; Metazoa; Platyhelminthes; Monogenea; Polystomatidea; Polystomatidae
Source: the annotation of a GenBank genome assembly
AUGGGCAAGAGUAGAUUCAAAGAGUGCACUUGGCCCGACAAAGCCGUGCCUCCGGACUAUCUAGCGGAGAUAAAACGCGAGUUCACCAGGGUUGAGUCUCUUUGUAGAAACAUCAGUCGGAAUAGAGUGGCCUCCGUCACCGCCGAACAGAUACGACUUGGCGUCCAACUGCCCUCUCUGGUCGGCUACACCUUCUCCAAGGUCCUGCCGGCGUUUGAUAUACUCUUGGACAAACUGGCGAGCACGCGAGAUUUCAGCCGGGUCUCCUUCACCAUCGUGCCCAUACUCUUUGUCGACUACAUGGGCUGCGAUUGUCUGGCGGUGCUGGACCACUUCCGUCGCGACAGCAUUGAUGUCCUCUUCGGACCGAUUCCAGACUUUCAGCUCAGCUACUCGGCCAGAAUUUCCACCGCCAUGUUCGUCCGACCCGUCCUCGUGCCAUCCGGUUUCACUCCUCGUCUCUCCGACAAAAGGGAGUACGGCAUGCUGACACGCACCCUCCUCGACUACUCGGACCUCAACGCUGUGUUCACCAGCACCUUCUCCCGAUACGGUUGGCUCAACGAACACACGCCCACGAUCGGCCUGUUCAAGGUGGAGGAGACCACGCAUUAUUCCACUAUUGUGUUAGCCGAAGGGCUCUCCACCUUCUUCAACAGCAUGAGGUACAAUCUAAUCGAGCAGCAGAUAAAGAAUAAAAAUACAACCUUCAGCGUCCUGCCGCUCUAUGCCAGAGGUGAGUCAUUGGGCCUUUUUUCCUCUUUCGACCCCACGGAAAAGUGUAACGUCCUCACUGAUCUCAUACGGCCAUCUUGUGUGAGUGUGCAUGUGUAUUCUCUCGCGAGGCUCUCUAUCACACAUUGGCUUGGUAAUGGAGUAACCUUCAUUUCGUUUGAAGAGACGAGUGGAAGGGAUUUGUGA